This is a messenger RNA of Eremomyces bilateralis CBS 781.70, 894 nucleotides long. RefSeq lists its product as uncharacterized. The coding region runs from base 241 to 798 and encodes 185 amino acids. The transcript has a single exon. The record is from RefSeq and is a predicted model, not a curated record. NCBI's taxonomy places the organism in Eukaryota, Fungi, Ascomycota, Dothideomycetes, Eremomycetales, Eremomycetaceae.
UAAAAUGGUCAACAACAAGGCUUCGUUUCGAUCCUAGGCAUCACAGCCCAAGCCGUCCCGAUAACGGCCUUGGUUUCCAAUGCUCUCCUGUCUCCAUUUCAUCCAUCCAGUCCUACUCGAGCCUCGACCUUCGGACCCCACUCUAAAAUAUUCCUGCGCCGAGGCUGAAAGGCUAAUAUCAGUAUCUCCUACCAUAUAGCAUCAUUGCGCCACAGCUUAGACAAUCCGAAGCAGGGCACGAUGCAUAUGUUCAAGUCAUUCGUUGACUUGGAGUUAGACGGCCUCAUAGGAACUGCAACAACUCCGUCCGUCUCAGUGCUCAAGAGCCGAAUCCUUCGAAGGAGAAUCAUGAGAUGCGGAUUAUGUGGGCCAGAUCAGAUGGAAACCACGUCGUCGGGAACCCAUGAGGACGGUUGUGGGAGGGACGGCUCCUACCUCGUUGUGGCUUCAUCCAGGAUCCCAUCCUCCAGGAAUUUCCAGGCGAGCAUCACGCUCCCAAGCACGAUCUCAAGUCCCAAACACGACUUGCCGAUUGCCAAUCCCAACCGUCGUCCAUCUCGUUGUUUCUGUUUGCUCCCGAUUACAGGGCUCAUCCCUCCCCCGAAUGAAUAUCUUGGUGCAUCUCUCAAAACUGUUGGAUUGGCACGGCUCCUCGGAGAGCUUGCUGAGCAAUUAAUCUUCUGGCAUGGGAUGAAUUGGAAUUCUUCGCUCUAUCGUUCUUGCCAAGACAGACGGUUUCCCUACACGACUAUGUCGACAAGACCUUCCCAUGUCUGCAAUAUCAUGGAGUUGAUUUGAUGAUGAACGAUGAAAAAAAACGUGCCACGGGCCGCUUUGCCGCGAAAUGGUUGAGACAUCUCCUCAAACUGUUGGUUGAGAAAUGGGUGCAGCGAA